Messenger RNA from Puccinia graminis f. sp. tritici CRL 75-36-700-3, 1706 nucleotides. RefSeq lists its product as uncharacterized. The transcript is spliced from 3 exons. Gene Ontology annotation, cellular component: mitochondrial inner membrane. Lineage: Eukaryota; Fungi; Basidiomycota; Pucciniomycetes; Pucciniales; Pucciniaceae. Gene Ontology annotation, biological process: transmembrane transport. The record is from RefSeq and is a predicted model, not a curated record. Bases 175 to 1278 code for a protein of 367 amino acids.
GAAAAAAAAAAAGAUAUGGAGUGACGUGCGCAAGAGUGGGCGAGUGUGACGAAAUGGGUGAAGUGUUUGGCUCCACCAAGGUUCAAGGCGAGCUUGGAGUUGACCACCUACUGACUUCCACCGGCAGUUCCAUCAGAGUCCACCCCAACCUCAGCAUCGAAUGAACUGCAUUGGAUGGACAGCUGUGACAUCAUUCGAUCCCUCAGGAGGCUCAACCCGACUCACGACGACCAGGACUCAUCGAAUCUUCUGGGCUCAAGAGAGUUUCGAAACUUAUCUCUACUGCCCAGUCCUACCGGGUCAUCUACAGCUCAACCCACUGGACGACAACAUCCCAACUCGACUUCAGCAACCUCAACAGGGUCGAUAACUCUUAACCAUUUGAAGUCAGGCGUCGCCGGUGGGAUCGCAGGAUGUCUCGCCAAGACCCUUGUUUCUCCACUCGAUAGGGUCAAGAUACUCUUCCAAACCGGCAAUCCGGACUACUCGAAAUACAGCGGCUCGCUCGGCGGGGUCUUUCGGGCUAUCGGCGCUAUUUGGAAUCAAUCGGGAAUCAGAGGACUCGUUCAAGGACACUCUGCCACUUUAUUUCGGAUUUUCCCCUAUGCCGGUAUCAAAUUCAUGUCAUACGAUAUCCUACACAAAUCGUUGAUGCCCGACGUGAAUGCAGAAACAGCGGGGAGAAGGUUUACGGCCGGCGCCCUAAGCGGGGUCAUGGCCGUGUUCGUGACCUAUCCACUCGAGAUCGUUCGGGUCAGAACAGCCAUCCAAAUCCGGAAAUCUAGGACAGAAACAAUUAGGGUACGAGACGUGGCUAGGUCCCUCUAUUUCGAGAAUCCGUCGACUCCAUCCAGUUGGGAUCUCAAAUUCUUCGAACGCUUUCCAAUCACUAAGUUCUACAGAGGCUUUGCACCUACAAUUUGUGGUAUGGUACCAUAUGCAGGGACAUCAUUUCUAGUAUGGGGGACGUUACAAUCAAAACUACCGAUCCAUCUGCCCAGUACGAUCCGAGACAACGUGGUAGUGAAUUUGUUAUGUGGCUCGAUCGCAGGCAUGGCAGCUCAAACAGUCUCAUAUCCACUCGAAAUCAUCAGACGAAAGAUGCAAGUUGGUGGACCUUUGUCGCAUCGGACAAUCACUCAAACCGCCCAAAUUAUCUUCAACACUCAAGGCUUCCGUGGGUUCUUUGUCGGCUUGAGUAUUGGCUAUCUUAAAGUCAUUCCAAUGACUGCAAUCAGUUUUGUUACUUGGUCUAAGUUAAAAAUCCGAUUUGAAUAGAGUUUCAUUUUUUCCCCUACUUUUACUUCUAUUUAUCUAUAUUAAUUUUCUUUGAGCCUCUUAGCAAAACUUGCAUUAUUAUCUCUUCUUUUAUUCUCUCAAAUCAUUGCAUGUAGAUCUCCCAUAAUGUCGUCUUGAUUUCUUUUCAUUUCUCAUCUCUCCUCUCUUAUCAUGAGAUGCUUCACGACUCGAUGCAUGCUUGAUUUCUCAUUUUACACGCUUGUUUAAGAUGUAGUAAGCAUUUGGAUGAAGGGUUUCAAAUGGCCAAAAGAACUGACACAUCAAGAAAAUGUAGAACUGAAAUCUCAUGUUAGCUUGAAGUAGUGAAACUCUUUCUGGCUCAUGUAAUACUUCAUUUUGUUUAGCAAAUUCAGGUGCACAUGAAAGGUGAUGAUAAAAAAACCACAGGACUGGGUGGCAAUACUCCA